GGAGAGGUCUGUGCUGCUCCUGCUGCUGCUGGCUCUAAUAAACCAACACACAGGGACUGAGGCUGCCUGUCAGAGUGAAACUGUGAAACAGCCAAAUAAAACACGAAAAACACGCGCUUGGAUUAAAACUAUCACUUGUUGACGAACCGCCAGUUGGAUUUAGCAGCUCACGGAGCACCAGGACGGCUCGGGUGGAUCAGGGUAAAGGUAUCAUGGCUGCCCCGUUCACCGAGCUACCCUCCUAGACUUCCUUGAUAUAAACAGGCGUACCUGAACACCCCUGAAAUCCACACAAACACACACACUUUCAAACUUUGGUGUGUGUUUGUGUGUGAGGGAGGAAUGACAACCUCCCAUUUGAACGGCCAUGUUGCUGGGGAGGGAGGAGGAGGAGAUGAAGAGCUGAGAGGAGGCCAGCAGCACCGGGAAAUGGCCGUCGACUGUCCGGGAGAGUUAGGCGGUCGCAUGAUACCGCUCCGGAGAUCGGCACAGUUAGAGAGGAUACGACAACACCAGGAGGACUUACGGCGUAGAAGAGAUGAGGAAGAUCGUCAGCUGGACCUGAACGCCUCCCUCAGACUCAGGAAGCUCUCCCAGAAUCCCCACAUCGGCAUCGACAACCCGACAUUCCUCGAAGAUGCAUACAUAUCACAGCAGCCAUCACUCGGCAGCCAGCACUCACUGCUAGAGUUGGAGGAAUUAUUGCUGUCACUGAAGCAGGUCCGGGGCUGCCUGUCUGACCAGCAGAGUCAGAAUGACAUAGAGCUGGUUCUUGCACUAUUAAACAAGUCUGACUUCCAGUCAGCGCUGAAGAUACAUAAUGCUGUGGCCACCAGCAUGCACCGACCCUCUCCUCCAUACCCUCACACACACCAGGCACUUCAGCUGGCCAUGGAGGUCAGAAAUCUCAUCCAGUCAAGUCAGAACAAAGAGGGACUCGAACUCCACAGCCUGCUGACAGACACACACCUCCAGUCGUUGCUGUUGGCCCAUGACAGUAUAGCAGAGAUUGAAAUGCAGCCCGAACCACUGCCUGUAGAAGGAGAGACGUUGACCCAGUGGGGAGGAGAGACUGUCAAGAUAGUUCGCAUAGAGAAGGCUCAGGAUGUACCACUGGGAGCAACUGUGCGUAAUGAAAUGGACAGUGUUGUCAUCAGUCGUAUUGUCCGAGGUGGAGCAGCUGAACGAAGUGGACUCUUGUCGGAGGGAGAUGAAAUUUUGGAGAUAAAUGGCAUCGAGAUUAGAGGGAAAGAUGUCAACCAAGUCUUUGACAUUCUUGCGGACAUGCAUGGCCUCCUGACCUUUGUGCUGAUUCCCAGCAAUCAGAACAAAUCUUCCAUCAAAGAGUCUGUGGUCCAUGUGAAGGCACACUUUGACUACGACCCCUCAGAUGACCCCUACGUGCCGUGCAGAGAGCUGGGUCUGUCCUUCCAGAAAGGAGAUAUUCUCCACAUUAUCAGCCAGGCAGAUCCCAACUGGUGGCAGGCCUUUAGGGACGGAGAUGAAGAUAACCAGCCACUAGCUGGACUGGUACCAGGCAAGAGUUUUCAACAGCAGAGAGAAGCAAUGAAACAGACCAUAGAAGAAGACAAGGAGCCUGAGAAGCCUGGGAAGCUGUGGUGUGCAAAGAAGAACAAGAGGAAGAGAAAGAAGCUGCUAUACAACACUCACAGGAAUGAUGAUUUUGAUAAUGAGGAGAUUCUCACCUAUGAGGAAAUGGCACUGUACCACCAGCCAGCCAACAGGAAGCGGCCUAUCGCACUGAUUGGUCCGACCAACUGUGGACAGGGAGAACUCAGGCAGAGGCUGCUCAACAACCAACCGGAGCGCUUCGCUGGGGCUGUACCUCACACCACGCGUAGCCGUCGUGACGGUGAGCUGAGCGGUCGAGACUAUCACUUUGUGUCUCGUCAGACCUUUGAGGCCGAACUGGCAGCUGGAAAGCUGAUUGAAUCUGGCGACUUUGAGAAGAACCUGUAUGGGACCAGUACAGACUCAGUGAGGCAGGUCAUCAACACUGGAAAAAUCUGUGUGCUCUGUCUGCACACACAGGCUCUCAAAGUGCUGAGGAGUUCAGAUUUGAAGCCUUACAUCAUCUUCAUAGCUCCACCCUCCCAGGAAAGACUCCGAGCCAUGUUGGCUAAAGAGAACAAGAACCCCAAGCCGGAGGAGCUGCGGGACAUCAUAGAGAAAGCCCGGGAGAUGGAGCAGAGCUGCGGUCACAUGUUUGACUCGGUCAUCGUCAACAUGGACCAGGACAAAGCCUACAAUGAGCUGCUACGACUCAUCAACAAACUGGACACUGAACCUCAGUGGGUGCCCUGCUCCUGGCUGCGUUGAACACACACACACACACACACACACACACACACACACACACACAGAGCCCAAGGAGCCCAUUUCUACACAUUUAACAAACUGGACCCUGAAUUACUAGUGUGAUUUUUACAGUGUGCUGUUAUAUAUAACAUGAUAUUAGGGCUGAUGUUCGGAAAAACCUGCUGGGAUUUUGAGAAUAAAGUUGAACAAUAUUGCUAUUAUUAUAUAAUUAUUAUUAUUAUUAUUAUUAUUGGAAUUUAGUUCAAUUAAUUUUACAUGAAAACGUCAUUGCAUUCCAGUAUUAUUGUUAUAAUAUUACAAGUAUAUUAUGAGAAUACUAAGUGUCAUAAUACAAACAUUGUAAUUUUACAAGACUAGGUCAUUAUAAUCUGAGAUAAGACAUGAGGUUAUUUAUUGAAUGCAGGGGCAUUAUAACAGAGCAGAUAAUUCCCAGGGGCCCCAAGCAAAGACCUGCACUAAAGUCCAGAUAUUUUCCUAAAAUUGUCCAGAGGGACCGACCGCACAUGAGAAAGCAAACGCCUGCCUGCAAAAGCUGCUCUGGACUCUUCUAGAAUUUCCUCUGCCACCAUCUUAGUCCAAUGGAUAUUUACAGCAUUUUAAUGUCUGACAUUCUUCUACUGUUAUGAACAUGUCUGUGGGUUGAAAACCAUUUUCCGACAUCAACUCCAGAGAGUGUCGGGAUCCAGUUUUCCAGACAUUUUCAACAGAAACUAUAAUUUUUAAGAGAACCCACACCUAUAUAUUAUAUGCUAAUAACAGGGCAUUUGAUAAGUAUAUUCUAAUCAUAACUUACCAGAAGCAUUUCUUGGUAAUAUUAUAGCUACAUUUCUUAACGUAAUACUGCAACUGUAAUUAUGACAUGCAACAGGCAACUUUCAUUACUGUUAGUUGUUCAAUGUUGUAAAAAUGACACUCAGUACUUUUCCUCUGAGCUGGUGUUGUGUCCUAAAAAGCCUCCUUUGUUUUGCUUACAGCAGUGCUGGUGUUUUUAAUGCAGGGGAGCAAAUUAUGGCACAACACCAGCUCUGAGGGUGUUCUCAACACCACUGGGGAGAUAGUGAAGGAGAAGAUGUAUAUGUGCACUGUGGAGGUAAACAUUUGUUCUCGCAGUGUUAUUAUACUGAAAAGCUGCCGUAAUGAUGUGCACUGCAUCAUAAUUGAGCUUGAGUAACUGACAUCCAAGAAUAGUUGGGGUUUUCUUUAUGACAAAGCAGCAGGAGAAAAACGACACUAAGCUUAUGGUGGAUGAAUAUAAACAUAGAUGAUGUCACCAAACGAUAUCGAUUUCAGCUUCAAACAACAAAUGGCUACUUUAUUUUGCAGUUUUAGGACAUUUACUUUGGAAAUUAGUCAUGAAACUAAAACAUAAUUGUGUUUUUACUUUCAAAGUAACUUUUUUUUUGGUUAUAUUUUUAAGAAAUUUGCGACUAUAAAAUGCAGAUAUUAUUAUUUUCUCCUCAUUAAUCAGCAACUUCGUUCCUGUAAGGUUCUUUUCUCAUGGAAUUACUUGUAAUUCCAACUCAUUUGAACAGUUUUUCUCAACAUUGGCCCUAAUUCUUGUACUGUUAAGAAUAGACACUCUACAGUCAUUCAACAUCAAUGAGAAUAUAUCGACCUGUUGGCACUGGUUUAUAUAGAAUGUAAAGAAGUUGUUAUUGAUUGUCCUGAAAGGGAAAAAUAUUUCAGUUAUACUGAUCUUGGAUGGUGCCUGAUUUUUCACUCGUGACUUUGUUAUGGUUCAGAUCUCUGUCGCCGCCAUCGCAGUUUUCGUGUCUUUCAAAUUCUUUUAGCAGUCGCUGUUUUACCUCACCUGUUUGUUGUUGUUUUUUUUAAAUACAUCCUUUGACUUUAUCCUGUGAUCAUUUAAAUUAUGUUAGAUUAUGAUUCUUAGUACAGAUGAUUGUUGUAAACCUCUUUGGUUCAGGCCAUGAAAUGUGCACAGUCACAGCUGGAAAACAAAAAUACCCCACACACACACACACACACACACACAGUAGCUGACAUCUAAUUUAAAUGAACUUUUUGAGCCACUACAUUUAAUGCAGCGUGAACACACACACACACACACACAUCCUGUAUGAACACACCACAGCAGUUCAUUAAUCUGCUGACCUCUUGUACGCGGCCUGGAACUGCAGCCUUCUGGACCCUGACUAACUAACUGACUGACCUGUCGCUGGUGGAAACACUAUAGUAAUAAACACUAAAUGAACAGACACAGCACUUGAUAUCACUUUUUUUUUUUUACUGGCAUUUACUUUUCUGCCUGUUUUUUUAUUUUUUCUGACUGACCAAUGACAGACUACCAUGUCAGCUGACCUGUGUGAUGACAUUAAAGUAGACAUCUGAGCCUGAGCCUCGAGGGGCAAGUGGGUGAAGGAAAGUUGUAGUUUAGAGUUGUGUACCUGAUCGGCAAAGUAUGUUGAACUUAAUAUCUAUUUAGUGUGUGUGUGUGUGUGAGAGAGAGAGAGAGAGAGAGUGUGUGUGGGCCUGUCUGUAAAGACAGUGAAGUAUUAUAAUGAUCUGAAGUAGACCUGACACCUUAUCACUGUUAUCACUGUGUAGAGCAUUUAUAUAUUUGUAUUAUGUAAUGCUUAAAAAGAUAGAAUUCCCACAAUGCACCAAUAGAAUUGCAGGCUUCGUCCCCUCUUUGCCUUCCUGUCAUUGGUCCAGUAGGAAGAGGCGGGGCAGGUAGGAACCUGUAUUGAAUGUAAAAAUUAGUUGUUCCUGUGUAUCAGACAUCACAUCCUCCCGAGAAAAUCAGCUUUUUGUAUGAUUAUUCGCAAUGAAUAAAUAAUAGAUGAUUGAUAUUAAAAAAAACAAAAAACAGAA
Solea senegalensis (Senegalese sole) is the source of this 5172-nucleotide messenger RNA. RefSeq names its product protein associated with LIN7 1, MAGUK p55 family member a (gene pals1a). Gene Ontology annotation, cellular component: adherens junction; plasma membrane. The transcript has 17 exons. Gene Ontology annotation, molecular function: protein binding. Lineage: Eukaryota; Metazoa; Chordata; Actinopteri; Pleuronectiformes; Soleidae. The coding region runs from base 343 to 2340 and encodes 665 amino acids. Gene Ontology annotation, biological process: establishment or maintenance of polarity of embryonic epithelium; generation of neurons; protein localization to plasma membrane. The record is from RefSeq and is a predicted model, not a curated record.